UUUAACCCUGUCAGUUUGCUCACAGACACAUAAACUGCGCGAUACUCCUCCGACAUUCAUCCCUCACUCCUGUCACCAGCAGAGAAUAUGAUCUGGUUUUGCAUCAUGGUGGUGUUGUCAACUGGUCCAGUUAUGUGUGAUGGAAGCAUUGACACAAGCCGUGUCAGGGUUUUCCCAGCAGCAAACCGCAGUAUUGCCGGAGUGUUCAUGGUUUCCCACAUAAAUGACGUCCAGCAGCUUCAGUAUGCCUUUGACACCUCUGAAGCUCGCGAAAUUUGUCAGUCACUUGGCGUGAACAUUGCAUCCAAAUCUCACGUACAGCAAGCUCUCACGAGAGGUUUAGAAACAUGCAGGUUCGGAUGGACUGAUGAACAUUUUGCAGUGAUUCCUCGCAUCAAUGCUGCGUCAAAUUGUGGUCAGAAUAAGACAGGCUUGGUGACAUGGCGAGCUUCUGUCACACAAAAAUUUGAUGUUUUCUGCUUUAAUGAAUCAGUUAUGGUGACACAACUAGAGAACAUAACUGAUCGCCCUGUGAGUCAAACUCUGAUUCCUUCUGAGGCAACAGUCUACACAGACUCUACGUCUCAGUCCUACAUGGAUCCUUUCAUCCCCGAUUCAUCAUCAAAUCACACAAUACUAUUAAAGCUCAUGGACAAUGCAAAAAGCACAAGAGCAAAGACUGUGCUCAUCAUCUGUUCCUGUGCCGUGCUCCUUGUAUUUUUAGUCAUCCUUGCAUACAUAAAGCUGAAGAAGAGACGAUGGCCGAGCUCUGAUGUGAAACAGGAGGAGUGCAUGGAGACAGAAGACUGCAAGAGUAUGAAGACCAUAAAGGAAACGACAGAACGUCCUGAGGAACAGGACCAGAUAGAUGUGUGCAACGAUGCAAGUUAAACGUCACUCUGACACGAUGCUUUGCAGAAACACUCCAUGGAAACGUGUUCAUCAGCGCGCUCUAAAGUCAUGACACAAAACUGAUGCCAAGACAGCUCUUGUGGACACUAUAAACCGACUAUGAUUUCAAGGUUACUAUUUCAAUUCAAGGUUACAUGUUUACACUAUCAGACUAUCAGUACUCAGUGACAGCUGUCAUUACUAAUCAUUUUUUAAACCUUCAUAGUCUUUGUGAUUUAUGAAUUCUGAGGGCGAGGUGGCUCGUAUUUGAUCGUCUGUGUUGACAUUCAUUCGGAUAAAUUUAAAUAACAUUGCUGGGUGCUUAAAUUUGACUUUUGUGCACAAAUGCUACAUGUAUGAAACUCAGUGGUUUCUGAUUGUAUUUAUUUCAGUGUGUACGUCAGUGAACAGUGUAUCUGUACAAACACAGACUGGGGCGUUCAUGAAUUUCUGAUAUAUUUGUAAUGCCUACAUCUAGAGUGGUAAUGUGUUCUUAACAUCCUGUUCUUUAACUUUAAUUCAAUUUGAUGUUUGUCAUGUUGUGUUUACUUAUGUGUUAUUUUAUUUUAUUUUUAUUUUUUUUGCAGUGUUUGUAGUACCUUUUUAUAGUGUUGCUAACCCUUGCAACAACAUUAAAGACUUUCCUGUUCAUGUUUGUUUGCAGAA
Messenger RNA from Thalassophryne amazonica, 1557 nucleotides. RefSeq names its product lymphatic vessel endothelial hyaluronic receptor 1a (gene lyve1a). Gene Ontology annotation, biological process: cell adhesion. Bases 88 to 891 code for a protein of 267 amino acids. Gene Ontology annotation, molecular function: hyaluronic acid binding; transmembrane signaling receptor activity. The record is from RefSeq and is a predicted model, not a curated record. The transcript has 6 exons. NCBI's taxonomy places the organism in Eukaryota, Metazoa, Chordata, Actinopteri, Batrachoidiformes, Batrachoididae. Gene Ontology annotation, cellular component: plasma membrane.